GUUCCAACUAAAAAAAACUUGAUUGCAUUUGCUAAUCGAUUUCCCAAAAUAUAUCGGUAAUUGGAAUACAAGCUAUCGUUCAGCGGCAGUCUUUAGUUAUUAGCAGCUUAUUUUAGUUAAUAAAAGCCGGUAAUUUAUAUUUUAAAUAGUAUAUUUAUUUCUUUCGCUAUGCCACAAAGAAAGAAAGCGAAAACCCAAUGGCGUCCAAGACAGAUACGCAAUAAAAAUCGGCCGGGUCCAGAAGAGGAAUGGAGAAAAAUGUUACCAAAAAAGGAUGGGUCUAAUAAGAUGAGCUUGCGAGAAGACCAAGUCGGUAUAACUGAAUAUGUGAGCAAUGGUGCUGGAUUCACUGGAGUUGUAAAAUCGCGUUUUUCUGAUUUUCAUGUCAAUGAAAUUGAUCUAGAUGGAAAAGUUUUACAAUUGAACGAUUUGACAGUACCAAAGCCAGUGGAACAUGCACUUGAUGAGGAGGAGUUAGCGGCUGUACGUCAAAAAUUCCGUGAGAUUAUAACAGAUGACACGUGGGAUAAAAUGUCUGCUUUAGCCGCGUUGGGCGCAAAAGAUCCAGCAGCUCAGCCCAUAGAUAUAAUAGUAACGACAUUAGAUAAAACAGAGCGUGGACAAAUACACGAUAUGCUUAAAACAUUAUAUGGGCAGAAGUUGGUUGGUUCGACAGUGACUGAGUUAAAAGAUUCUACGGAGGAACGAAUUAUACGUGUAAUGAAACCCAAAUAUAACUCCAGUAGUGAGAAACGAACGCGUUGGAAUUUUCCGGGAGAAUAUGUACAUUUCUUGUUGUAUAAAGAAAAUAUGGAAACUAGCGAAGCAGCAUCACGUCUAGCUUCACGUAUUGGUAUGCACCCAUCUAACGUAAAUUAUUGUGGUACGAAAGAUAAACGAGCCAAAACUACGCAGAAGUUCUGUAUAAAACGACGUCUCCCUUCACAUAUUCUAACGGCAGCUCAAAAGUCAUACGUACGCAUCGGCAAUUUCACAUUCAGCAACGAUGUACUCAAGUUAGGUGAUUUAAAAGGCAAUCGAUUCAGAAUCGCUUUGCGUCAUAUUAGUGGUGAUGAGGAGGAAAUUCAGAAAGCGCUGGAGAAUUUACGUGACAAAGGCUUUAUAAAUUAUUUCGGUUUGCAGCGUUUUGGUAAUCACGCCGAUAUACCCACUUAUGAAAUUGGUGUUGCACUUUUGAAGGCGGAUUAUAAAACGGUCGCAGAGCUCAUACUAAAACCGCGCUUAAAUGAUCUGCCCUUCAUGGAUGAAGUGCGCAAGAAGUGGUGGAAAGAGCGUAAUUCAGCCGCUGCUGCAGCAAUGUUCAUUCCAAAUGAAUUUAUUGAAAAGAAAUUGCUAGAUGGCUUGGCGAAAUACGGUGAGAAUGAUUUUGCAGCCGCGUUAAGAAAGAUACCACGCAACAUGCUCUUGCUUUACCCGCACUCGUUUCAAAGUUUUGUGUUCAACCGCAUUGCAUCGCGACGCAUUAAAGAAUACGGCUUUAAGCUGAUACCCGGCGAUUUAGUAUAUCGCAAUAAAGAAGAAAUGGAUGAGGACAUCAUAGAAAAAUGUGAUUUAAAUAACACUGUCGAUGAUGUAGCAGAAGACAAUGAGAAUACUGAAGACAAUGAUGUUGAGGCAAAUGAGACAAAGGACGAGGCUGAAUCUCCCGCGAACUCCGCAGCAAAGAAUGAAUAUUCAAUUUUUAAGCGCAAAGUCAAAGCUUUAAGUGAAGACGACAUUGCAAGCGGUAAUUAUACGCUUUUCGACGUAGUACUACCCUUACCUGGUCAUGAUAUCACAUAUCCCAGCAAUGAAGUUGGCGCAUGGUAUGAAGAGAUACUCGCAGAAUAUGGUUUGUCAUCGGAAAAAUUACGUCAUAAGGUCAAAACUUUUGCUAUGGCUGGCGCCUACCGCAAAUUGUUGAUAUGUCCCCGCGAAUUAACAUGGAAAUUCCGUAAGUAUUCCUCUCCUGAGGAGACACUGAUAGCAUCCGAUUGGGAUCGUAUCGCUGGCAAAGCUGAUAAUAUAGAAAAUGCUGAGGGCACAGGUGACUUAAAAGCGCUCUUAUUAGAUUUUCACUUGCCGCCAUCGGUAUAUGCCACCAUGUUUCUGCGGGAGCUGCUAAAAACGGAUACCUCGGCGGCGCAACAAUUGAAAAUAGAAAAAGAUGAAAUGAGUAAAGUCAGAGACAAGCAGCAGGCAGAAGAUGGGAAUGAAAGUAAAAACGAUGCAGCUGUUGAAAGUGCCAGCAACGAGUCCACAACUGAAAAGCGUAAAUUGACAGCUGAUGAAUCGGAAGAGGUGGAGGAGAAGAAAUUAAAAACUUUAUAGUAGUUAGAAGCUGUAAAGUGGUUCAGGUUUACAUAUGUAAGUAAACAACUUUCCAAAUAUUUAUUUGGCUAUUUACAACCAUAAAAUCAAUAACAGUAACUAAUAAACAAAUCCAAAAUUAUGGUUAAAAAUUCCAAAAAAGGUGGUUAAAAUAUCAAACAGCUUAAGUCGAUUUAAAUAAAAAUAUAGUUACACCAUCCACAUCACUACCUAUAACUAUUCCAACAACAGGGUUACUACCAUAGAAUGUCAGGGUAUAGCUAUCUGGUUAGGCGAUGUCGAGCUCCAAAUAUUUAAUAUACUUCACUGCAAGGAGCUUAAAACUCCCCUGCCCAAUCCACGGCCAUCAUAUCUACCCACUGGGCGAACGAGUAAAAACUGGACCUCAACAUUUCCGUCGAUGAUGUCAAAAUUCAGACAAUAACUAACCCUAAAAGUUUAGCAGUCACACUUGACAGUCUACUCCUUCUCUCCGCACACAACCGCUAUUGUCACAAAAGUACAGAGCCACAACAA
Messenger RNA from Bactrocera oleae (olive fruit fly), 2847 nucleotides. RefSeq names its product pseudouridine synthase 7 (gene Pus7). Lineage: Eukaryota; Metazoa; Arthropoda; Insecta; Diptera; Tephritidae. Gene Ontology annotation, molecular function: RNA binding; pseudouridine synthase activity. The record is from RefSeq and is a predicted model, not a curated record. Gene Ontology annotation, cellular component: nucleus. Gene Ontology annotation, biological process: pseudouridine synthesis.